AUGUUGAUCACCUUGCUGGGGUGGGCUGUGGUGCUCUCGGUUUUCGCCAACACACUGCACCGUCCCGCUCGGGUGCUGCAGAGCGCGACCGCCGACGCCCCCAGCCAGCCCGGCAGCCACGACAGCCACGGCUUCAGCGGCAUGGGCGCGCGGUGGGCGUCUCGGGCCACGGCCGUAGCCAGCCGCGCCUCUGUCGGGUGCAGGCCCAUGCCCGAUCUCGGAUUUGACUACCCCCCGCUGCGGCCAGUGCGGCAGGCGCUCGCCGCCCUCCACUGCCAGCCACCCCUCCCCCGGCAAGACACUGAGGCCGCCUACAGCGCCGCCCUGCUCGAGCUGGAUCCCCUCAGUCCAGCCGGCGCGCCGCACGCCGCCGCCGCCGCCGCCGCCGCGGGCCCCCGGCGGGGCCGGGCAGGAGCGGCGC
Messenger RNA from Monoraphidium neglectum, 421 nucleotides. RefSeq lists its product as hypothetical. The transcript has a single exon. The annotation marks the transcript as partial. The record is from RefSeq and is a predicted model, not a curated record. Lineage: Eukaryota; Viridiplantae; Chlorophyta; Chlorophyceae; Sphaeropleales; Selenastraceae.